CAAGAAUUACAACUGGCUCAAAAUCAAAACCUAACCAGCGCCACAGAUCAAAAAAAGCCAAACCAACGCCGACUUUAACAGGGAGCUCAAGUAGGCUCGACCACACUCGAUUAGUCCCACCCCCUGGCCUCCCACCUUCCCCCCUUUCUCUCCCGCGAAGAGUGUGAGAGUGGAUUGGGGUGCCGUGCAGUCUUAGAAGCUGAAUCUGCGGUUCUGUCUCACUCUUUCACUUCGAACGGAUCUGUGCUGCUACUGAAGCUUGUGUGUGGUCAAAAGAGAUGAAGCACAGGAGCGACCUCGCUCCCAAAGCUCAGCUACUCAAAUACUGCCUCAUCGGUCUGAUUGCGUGUCUUGGGUUAGUUUGUUUGUACUACGGGUCGUCUUCUGCUCCGGGUUCACGGAGAUCCGACGAAGAAGUUUCCAGCUCCGAUGGGGUCUUCCCUGGGUUCGUUCCCCAUCGUGAUUUCGAUGAUUUACACGAAGAUCAGGAGCAUAAUCCCGAGGUCCCCAAGAGCAUACCUGUCUGUGAUAUAAAGUUUUCAGAGUUGAUACCUUGUUUAGAUAGAAACCUUAUUUAUCAAUUGAAAUUGAAGCCCAACCUGACAUUAAUGGAGCAUUAUGAGCGGCACUGUCCGCCUCCGGAUCGGCGUUAUAAUUGCUUAAUACCGCCUCCAAUUGGUUACAAGAUCCCUAUAAGAUGGCCAGCAAGCAGAGAUGAAGUUUGGAAGGCCAACAUCCCUCACACGCAUCUUGCACAAGAGAAGUCAGAUCAGAAUUGGAUGGUUGUGAACGGGGACAAGAUCAAUUUUCCUGGUGGAGGAACACAUUUCCAUUAUGGAGCUGAUAAGUACAUUGUUUCUCUUGCUAGAAUGCUUAAAUUUCCUGGUGAUAAAAUCAACAAUGAAGGAAACAUUAGAAAUGUCCUUGAUGUGGGAUGUGGAGUUGCAAGUUUUGGUGCCUAUCUGCUCCCUCACAAUGUCAUAGCUAUGUCGCUUGCUCCUAAUGAUGUACAUGAGAAUCAAAUACAAUUUGCACUAGAGAGGGGGAUUCCGGCUACCCUUGGUGUGUUGGCUACAAAAAGGCUUCCCUAUUCAAGCAGAUCAUUUGAGCUUGUACAUUGUUCACGAUGUCGAAUUGAUUGGCUUCAAAGAGAUGGAAUCCUCUUGUUAGAACUCGACAGAUUACUAAGACCAGGAGGGUAUUUUGUGUAUAGUUCUCCUGAAGCAUAUGCAUCUGAUCCUGAAAAUCGUAGGAUUUGGAAUGCAAUGUAUGAUCUUCUAAGGAGGAUGUGCUGGAGAGUUGUUGCAAAGAAAGAGCAGAGUGUGAUUUGGGCAAAGCCACUGUCAAACAGUUGCUACUCGAAGAGAGAACCUGGGACGCUGCCCCCUUUGUGCAGCAUUGAUGAAGACCCAGAUGCAACCUGGAAUGUGAGCAUGAAGCCUUGUAUAUCUCGGUACUCAGCAAAGAUGCACAGGGCAAGAGGGAGUGGACUAGAUCCUUGGCCUCAGAGGCUCACUGCUGCACCUCCUCGCCUGGAAGAACUUGGUAUCAGUCCUGAAGAAUUCCUAGAAGACACCAGCAUAUGGAAUUUUCGAGUGCUUGAGUACUGGAAGCAGAUGAAGUCUGUGAUGCAGAGAAACUCCAUCAGAAAUGUUAUGGAUAUGAACUCAAACCUUGGUGGGUUUGCUGCUGCCCUAAAUAAUAAGGAUGUCUGGGUGAUGAAUGUAGCUCCUGUACACGCUUCUGCCAGAUUGAAGAUUGUGUAUGACAGAGGUUUAAUUGGAACUGUACAUGACUGGUGUGAAUCGUUUUCCACAUACCCGCGCACAUAUGACCUUCUCCAUGCAUGGGCAGUUUUUUCAGAGAUUGAUGAGCGUGGUUGUGGUGUAGAGGACUUGUUGAUUGAAAUGGAUCGGAUGCUAAGGCCAGGUGGGUUUGUCAUCAUAAGAGACAAGCUCUCUGUUAUAAACUAUAUUCGGAAAUUUGUGAGCGCAUUAAGGUGGGAUGGUUGGCUAUCAGAAGUAGAACCAAGGAUUGAUGCUCUGUCCUCAAGUGAAGAUAGAGUUUUGAUCGCUAGAAAGAAGUUGUGGAACGAGGGUCUGAUGACAAUGUGAAUGUACCUUAGUUGUCAGUAUUGAGAGUUCCAGUCACUUGGGAAAAUGAUUGUAUGGAGAAAGAAGGCGCUUUGGAAACCUGUCUCUGCAGAAGAGAAAGAUGUACUACAGCAUAGAGACAUAUAGAGAUACAAACAAUCAGCUAGAAGAUUUUAUUUUUUUUAAACCUUUGUUAUUAAAUGGGAAUGCAUUAUUUUUGUAACUAAUCUAAAUUAAGCCGAAAAAAGUGAGGAAAAAAAAAAAAAAAAGGAGCGAGUAAUGUGCUGCAUAAACGAAUGAAAAUAUUCUGUAAUAUCUGAACCUUCAAUGCUUAAUUAAUAAAUUUGAGAGGCUAAUCCUGAUAA
Molecule: messenger RNA, 2458 nt
Organism: Ziziphus jujuba (common jujube)
Lineage: Eukaryota; Viridiplantae; Streptophyta; Magnoliopsida; Rosales; Rhamnaceae
Product: probable methyltransferase PMT9
Exons: 8
Coding region: 279-2114 (611 amino acids)
Cellular component (GO): endosome; cytoplasm; trans-Golgi network
Molecular function (GO): methyltransferase activity
Source: RefSeq, a predicted model, not a curated record